Molecule: messenger RNA, 2059 nt
Organism: Solanum verrucosum
Lineage: Eukaryota; Viridiplantae; Streptophyta; Magnoliopsida; Solanales; Solanaceae
Product: 3beta-hydroxysteroid-dehydrogenase/decarboxylase
Exons: 12
Coding region: 135-1868 (577 amino acids)
Biological process (GO): steroid biosynthetic process
Molecular function (GO): 3-beta-hydroxy-Delta5-steroid dehydrogenase (NAD+) activity
Source: RefSeq, a predicted model, not a curated record
UCGUUAUUUUUUCUCUUUCUAAAAAAACGAUUCCCUACCAAUACCAUUUCAAUAAAACCCUUUCCCCUCUCCCUCUCUCUCUCUCUCUAAAAGAAGUCGAUCCCUUUGUUGAAAAGGGAAAGGAGGAGAAAACAAUGGCGAUUGUGGAGGAAGGUAAGGAGUUUGAGACGUGCGUUGUGUUCGGUGGUCGAGGAUUCAUCGGCAAACCGCUUGUCGAUAGGCUUCUUCGACUCGGCAAUUGGAUCGUACGAAUCGCCGAUUCUUUCCCCACUAUUCAACUUGAACCCUCCGAGUCCCUCCUUUCCCAUGCCCUUUCUUCUGGACGCGCUUCAUAUCUCCAUGUCGAUGUUCGUCAUAAAUCCAAUAUUAUUACAGCUAUUGAUGGUGCAUCAGUUGUAUUUUACAUGGAUGCUAGGGAUUCAUACACUCAUGAUUUCUAUAUUAGCUACACAAUUAUUGUUCAAGGUGCCAAGAAUAUCAUUUCUGCCUGUCAAGAGUGUAAAGUCAAAAGGCUAUUAUACAACAGUUCUGCUGAUGUAGUUUUGAACAGCUGGCAGGAUAUACAUGGUGGGGAUGAGUCCUUACCAUAUUCCAGUAAAUUUGUGAACAUGGUAACUGAUCUUAAGGCUCAAGCAGAGGCUCUAGUUUUAGUUGCAAAUGAUGCUGAUGGCCUUCUUACUUGUGCACUUCGUCCCAGCUAUGUUUUUGGACCUGGAGACAAUUAUCUCUCUUCUUUGCUGGUCGGUGUUGCAAAAUCUGGCUGGGGCAAGUUUAUUAUAGGACUUGGUGACAAUAUGACUGACUUCACCUAUGUGGAGAAUGUUGCCUAUGCGCAUAUAUGUGCAGAAAAAGCUCUAAGUUCUAGGGGGAGCCAUGUAUGUGGCAAGGCCUUUUUCAUCACUAAUCUCAAGCCGAUGAAGUUCAAGGAUUUUGUAUCUCUUGUAUUUCAGAGAUUGGGAUAUCAAAGGUCGAUUAUCAAGAUUCCUGCUAUGGUUACCCAAUAUAUUACUUUGAUCAUAAAAUGGAUCAGUUCAAGGAUGAGCAACUGGAGUACUGAGAAUGUGCCAGUUUUUGAUAUUAUUGAAUUAGCAUUGUGCCAUAGGAGAUUUAAUUGCUCGGCAGCUCAGAAAUACAUUGGAUAUUCUCCAGUUGUUUCCCUUGAAGAAGGAGUUGCGCUAACGGCCAAGUCCUCUCAUUUAACCAGAGAGUCAUCUUUCUCAAGCUAUAGCGACACCGAUGAGGAGUCAAAAGUGCAUAAACUUCUAGGAGGUGGAAAAGUUGCAGAAAUUUUAUUGUGGAGAGAUGAGCAGAGAACAUUUACUUGUUUCCUUUUGCUGGUUUUCAUCCAUUACUGGUUCUUCCUGGCCGGGAGGAGUUUUCUUUCAUCUCUUUCCCAGCUUCUACUGAUGAUUGCUGUUGCUCUCUGGGGAUACAGCAUUCUUCCACCAACAAUAUAUGGGAUUUCAGUUCCCAGAAUAUCAUGGUCCUUCUUUGAGAUCUCUGAAGUGGAUAUGAGAAAUUGCUUUUACAACGUAGCAUAUAUGUGGAACAGAGUGAGUCAUUUAGCAAGGUUACUUGCCCAAGGAGAGGAUUGGCAUAUAUUUCUGAAGGCUGCAAUACCCCUAUAUGUUUUGAAGUUGGUUAUUUCGGAUUGCUUGACUUUUGCACUUGGUAUAGCGCUAGCACUGGCAUUCACUUCAUUCCUCAUUUAUGAGCAGUAUGAGGAUGAAAUUGAUAGUACAGCAAAUGUAAUAUUCAGCAUAUCAAAAGUUGCCUUUACCCUGCUGAUGAGGAGGUUACCCUUGCCUCCGGCAUUGCUCCAUUCUGAUUCAGAAAUCCAAUCUUCUAGAUUGAAUAUCAAGCAAUGAGGUGUGCUAAUGCUUUACUCACUCGUAACAACAUACAGAGUAAGAGUGGUGUACAUCUUCCUGGCUCAGUUUCCUUAUUUAGAUUGUGUGACCUCUUGUACAAGUAGUUUGUUUACCCAAUAUGUAAAGGGUCGGUUGAUCUGUAUCCUAUUGAGAAACUCAAGUCCCCCACCACCUCAUUCCUCCCAUAC